This is a messenger RNA of Amphibalanus amphitrite, 2188 nucleotides long. RefSeq names its product stress-induced-phosphoprotein 1-like. Gene Ontology annotation, molecular function: Hsp90 protein binding. The coding region runs from base 665 to 1636 and encodes 323 amino acids. The record is from RefSeq and is a predicted model, not a curated record. NCBI's taxonomy places the organism in Eukaryota, Metazoa, Arthropoda, Thecostraca, Balanomorpha, Balanidae. The transcript has 9 exons.
GCUCAGACAUUUCUACUGUCCUUAGCUCCACGGUGACUAUAAAUACUUAGCUCGCUCCUCUUGAGUCUUUACACCCUAUCCCACAAUCCAGAACGUGAAAUUACAAGCUGCUAGUAAUAUUAGAUGUGUAAUGAUAAAUAUUUCAUUAUUUUAACACCUUUCGGUCAACCACACCACGCUGGUGAAUGGUGACGGGCCUGACCUUUUUUUAGUAAACUUGCCGCUCUGUUCGCGAAGCUUCUCGGCCCAGCCCAGCCCAGCUGACGGGCUGAAGGUCGCCCGUGCUUCAGCAUGCGAUUUAAUUUUAUAGCCUUGUCCACCCGUGGAAACAAACGGAAUUCGGUGCAAAUCCGGCGCGCGCGUGGUAAACGUGAGGAGGGUGAGGAGCGAGGAACGAAAGCGCUGGGAAAAGGAGGCCGGCGUUGGCGUUGACGUUAUCUUUCAGUCUCGAAAACUCUGACAAGUUGAAGUGAGUGUGGAAGUCUGAUACUAGUUCCUGGUGUUGAUAAUACUCGAGUCGCUAAUUCGCUUAUAACCGAGCCUCGAGGUGUACCAAUCAGGGCUGGUAAACGGUCCUUGGAAAUAGACACAGUCAGUUGCUGAAGCUGCUCAGAUAUUUUGGGCACCCAUCUGUAUAGCUGCCAACAAAGACCAAACUGCAGCCAUGUCAAAUUCAGAAGAGGCGUUGAAGGAGAAGGAGCUCGGCAAUGCCGCCUACAAGAAGCGAAACUUUGAGGAGGCGCUGGCACACUACCGCAAGGGCUUGGAGCUCGACCCGACCGACAUGCGUUUCAUUCUGAACGAGGCUGCUGUGUUGUAUGAGCAGAAGAACUACGAGGAGUGCGCCAAGACAGCGCUCAAGGCGGUCGAGGUGGGGCGAGCCAACCGUGCCGACUACAAACUGAUUGCCAAGGCCUUCUCGCGCGCUGCGCUGGCCUACAGACAGGACGAGAAGACGUACGACUUGGCCAAGAAAUACUACGAGUCGUCCCUGGCGGAGCACAGGACCCCGGAAACCAAGGCUAAGCUGUCCGAAGUGGAGAAACUCAUUAAAGAAAAAAUAGAACGAGAAUACCGCGAUCCCGAAAAGGCUGAGCAGGAGCGCGCGAGGGGCAACGAACUCUUCAAAGAGGGAAGGUACCCUGAAGCCAUCAAGGCCUACACCGAGUCCAUUAAGCGCAACCCUGAUGAGGCGAAGACGUACAGUAACCGGGCCGCCUGCUACAAUAAGCUUACCGAGUACGAUCUGGGCCUGAGGGACUGCAACAAGUGCAUCGAGCUGGACUCCCAAUUCGUGAAGGGUCACGUUCGCAAGGGCAUGCUCCUGAAGGCCAAAGGGCAGUUCGAAAAGGCCCUGGAAUGUUUCCAGAGAGCCCUCGAACUCGACGAACACAAUGCGGAGGCGCUCAACGGGUACAAAGAGGCGAUGAUGGCCAUCGAUAGUGACCCGGCGGCGGUGCAGCGGCGCGCGCUCAACGACCCCGAGGUGCAGGACAUUAUGUCCGACCCAGGAAUGAGGGAGAUCCUCAACCAGAUGCGAGACGACCCGAGAGCGGCCAAAGUGCAUUUGGAUAACCCAGAUGUGGCACGGAAGGUUCAGAAGCUGGUGCAGUCUGGUAUACUCGCGUUCCGCUGAAGUCCCGCUCCAUCCUCCUUCCGGGGCCCUGUUUCAGUGCGCACGACGCUACCGGUGUUGAUGCUCGGUUUCUUUGGAAACGUAAGCUAAAUGAGCGAUUCUAGUAACGUUUUGUUAUGGUAACUGAGCUCCAAUACCGGUAGCGCUCAGUGGCGUCCUGCCGCUGAGACGGUGCUCGGAGCGACGGCUGACCUCGGCUCGUGACAGGCUGACCCGAACUCGGCACGGGUCACCGCCCGGUGUGCGCACGGCCGGACUGAGCUGUGCUCGUCAGGCAGGGUCGCUUUCAGUGAGAGCCCGCCGUGACCGUAGCGACCGCGCCGUCGCGGUCUGAGCGCGUUCGUAUCGCGGUCGUGGCCGGCGCGAGUGUGUGUUGACUCUAAGCGGUGAUUUCAAGCUGGGUACUUGUAGCCGCCGGCGGCAGUGGCGCAGUGGCGAGCGUGGCGCUUAUGAUACAUUCGCGUUGUGCCGGUGCGCCGGAGUGGGACAAACCCGCCGUCCUGUCGCGCCCGGUCCAUCCGCAGCAAUUCGUAAUAUACAAACACGUUACGA